CUCAGCAACGCCCUCAAGGAAAUGCUUCCUCUAGGGGCUGGUCUUAAGGGAUUGUUGCUUCCAAAGGAAUGCCUGAAGAGAAGACGAGGGUAAGGCAGGGGUACGGAGAGAACGAAGAGAAAGAGCACUGAGUGUGGGGUGACCAGCCACACCUGGGAUAAGGAACGUCAGAUGGGCAAGACAAAGAAUUCCACUCUUCUUCUUAAAGGAGCUUGCAUGCAUGCCCCACUACCCCCGGAAGCUGCCAAUUACUAGAUGUCAGAAGACAGAACAUAUCAGCCCAAUUCCUACCCCAAGACUCUCCUUGAGUCCCAGAGAAACACACGUGUUCAUUUCCCAAGACAUUGACUACCAUGGAGCCCACGAAUCAUAACACACCUCAGGAUGGAUCCGCAUCAGCAGGUGGUCAGAGGACCGUCCGCAAAGAUGACCUUUUGUUACUCGAAGCUGUUAACAAGGGAGAUGUUGUCAGGGUCCAGCAAUUGUUAGACCAAGGGGCUGAUGUCAAUGUCUGUGACAAGUCUUGGGGCUGGACACCUUUGCACAACGCAGUGCAGAUCGGCAGUGUAGACAUUGUGAAUCUCCUGCUUCGUCAUGGUGCUGAUCCUCAUCGGAGGAAGAAGAAUGGGGCCACCCCCUUCAUCAUUGCUGGAAUCCAUGGAGAUGUGCGCCUGCUCCAGAUUCUCCUCUCUCGAGGUGCGGAUGUCAAUGAGUGUGACGAGAAUGGAUUCACGGCUUUCAUGGAAGCUGCUGAGCGUGGUAAUGUUGAAGCCUUAAGAUUCCUUUUUGCUAACGGAGCCAAUGUGAAUUUGAGACGGGAGACAACGGAGGACAAGAGGCGAAUGAAGAAAGGAGGCGCCACAGCUCUCAUGAGCGCUGCGGAGAAGGGGCACCUGGAAGUCCUGAGAAUUCUCCUCAGAGACAUGAAGGCGGAAGCCGAUGCUCGGGACAACAUGGGCAGAAAUGCCUUGAUCCAUGCUCUGCUGAACUUCAACUGUGAAAAUGUAAGUAAACAUGUGGAGGAAAUUACUUCAGUUCUGAUUGAACAUGGGGCUGAUGUUAACGUGAGAGGCGAUGGAGGGAAGACACCCCUGAUCUCAGCCGUGGAGAGGAAGCACACGGGUUUGGUGCAGAUGCUCCUGCGUCAGGAGGGCAUAAACAUCGAUGACAGAGAUAGCACGGGCAAGACAGCUCUGCUAAUUGCUGUUGAAGAACAACUGAAGGAGAUAGCCCAGUUACUUCUUGAAAAGGGAGCUGAUACCAAGUGUGGCGAUCUUAUUGGGAUAGCCAGGAAGAAUUACGACCAUUGCCUUCUAAAGCUUCUUUAUGAAGCUCAUCAUGACACCGACUCUCCUGCUGGAGACUGGUUACCUCACAGUUCACGUUGGGGGAAAGCCUUGAAAAAUCUUCACAAGAUGACUCGACCCAGGAUUGGCAAGCUCGAGAUCUUCAUUCAUAAAGACUAUAAAAUUGCUGACACUUCCGAAGGGGCCGUCUACCUAGGGAUCUAUGACAAUCAAGAGGUGGCUGUGAAGGUCUUCUGUGAGAAUAGCACACGUGGAUGUAAGGAAGUCUCUUGUCUACGGGACUGCCGUGACCACAGUAACUUAGUGGCUUUCUAUGGAAGCGAGAACUACAAGGGUUCCUUAUAUGUGUGUGUGUCCCUUUGUGAGUGGACAUUGGAAGAGUUCCUGAAAGCGCCCAGAGAGGAACCUGUGGAGAACGGGGAAGAUAAGUUUGCCCACAGCGUCCUAUUAUCUAUAUUUGAGGGUGUUCAAAAACUACACUUGCAUGGAUACUCCCAUGAGGACCUCCAACCACAGAACAUCUUAAUAGAUUCUGAGAAAGCUGUUCGGCUGGCAGAUUUUGAUCAGAGCAUCCAGUGGAUGGAACAGUCACCAAUAGUCAAGAGAGACUUGGAGGACCUUGGACGGCUGGUUCUCUAUGUGGUAAAGAAAGGCGAGAUCCCCUUUGAGACACUAAAGGCUCAUAGUAAUGAAGAGUUGCUUACAAUAUCUCCAGAUGAGGAAACUAAAGACCUCAUUCACUGCCUGUUUUCUCCUGGAGAAAAUGUGAAGAACUGUCUGAAGGACCUGCUUGGCCACCCUUUCUUUUGGACUUGGGAGAACCGCUAUAGAACACUUCGGAAUGUGGGAAAUGAAUCUGACAUCAAGGUACGAAAGAGUAAAAGUAAGCUUCUCACACUACUACAGCCUCAGACACUUGAACCUUCCAGAAGCUUUGAUCAGUGGACAUCUAAGAUCGACGAAGAUGUUAUGUGUCAAAUGAAUUGUUUCUAUGAAACCAGCCAAAACUAUUAUCAGGAUACUGUAGGUGAUCUACUGAAGUUCAUUCGAAAUAUAGGAGAACACAUCAAUGAGAAAAAAAAUAGGAAAAUGAAGAAGAUUCUUGGAGACCCUUCUUGUUAUUUUCAGAAGACAUUUCCAGAUCUUGUAAUCUAUAUCUACAAGAAACUAAAGGAAACAGAGUACAGAAAACACUUUCCUCAGGCUCCACCCCGCCUCAGCGUGCCAGAGGCACCGGGACCAGGGGGAGCACAGAGCUGACUCCUGCAAGUUCAUGGGACCGUUUUUCCAAUCAGUAUAGUUCUUGGCAAGUUGCACAUUUCUGGUCUCUUAAGCAGCCUGGUUGCUUGUGAGCGAUGAGUUAGAUAAUCAGUCUCUGGUACAGUAAGUUCUACACAUUUGCAGGAUCACAAAAGCAGUAUACUUCAAAACUAUACUACUCCGUUUUAGUGGAUGAAAUUGGGAGAGCCUUCUGUUAAGAUUUUGUUAAAAAGAAAUUAUCGUGUGUGUGUGUGUGUGUGUGUGUGUGUGUGUAUGUGUGUUUGUGAGAGAGGCAGAGAGAGAGAGACAGAGAGACAGAAACAGAGAUAGAUGGGGGGGACACAACAGUAAAGUUGGCUUUCUCUUUCUACCUUUACAUGGGUUCCAGGGAACAAGUUCAUGUUGUGAGGCUUAUGUGCGAGCAUCUCUGCCCACUGAGUCAUGCCCACUUGCAUGAUUCCCAUUUUUAAUUGCCCCCAAAGAGAUGAGUGUCAAGACUCCUGUGGCUGUAUGUUUUAUAUGUAUCUCAUUUAAUCCUUCCAAUGAGCUUACAGAACAGAAUUUAUUGUCUCCAUUAAAGAACUGAGGCUCAGAGAAUCUGAGUGACUUGCCCAGGAUCUCACAAUCUGUGCAAAGCACUGUUAAAAAAAAAAAAAAAGAUACAAUGGUAUUGUUGCCUCUCACAUGGGUGCUUCAUCUAGCAUCUCUUCUGGAUGAAAUUCCAGAAUAGGCUUACAUAUGCCAAAAGGGCUCCAGAGAAGCUUCAGUAUUUGCUAGGCACUAUAUAAGCCUAGGUACUAGCUAAUGAAUUCCGUUCCUUCUGGAAGCAUCUGUACUGGUGUCUCAUGACCUGAAGGUAAUAGUUCUCACUUGAAGCUGGGGGAGAGGCAUUGAGUAAGGAGGAACCAGCGAUGCCAGCACACAUUCUGGGGAUGUAUGAAGCAGAUACCCACAAUGCCGCACUAGGCAGACGACACAUCAGUGGUGCUGAGGUGGAGAAAGACUGUCUGAAAAGAUUGGAACACUUCUGAACUGGCCCUGGACCCAGGACUGUGGAAUGCAUUGAACACCCUCAGAAGAAUGACGUGGGUGCAUUUUCUUGAUGCUGGAUCUAAAAUGAAGCAGCUUCUUCUGGUGUCCACUCAGGAGCCCUCAUCUUCCCUCACUUCCCGUGCUCCACGGUGCAAUGCUGUAUUUGGGGUUCUCUCUCUAGCUCUCUGACACACUGUCACCUCAGUGCGUGCUUCAUUCUACUUUGUCCUUUUGUGCUCCAGCCCUCCUCCGAUCAAAGCCCUAUCCUUAGGGCCUUAGGAUCUUUACUACUUAGUAAAAAUGUUUGCUCUGUGGUAAUGCUUGAUGAAUCUUCACUAAAUAACCAAUGGACCAUUUUCGUACAUGGAUGAUGAUGAUGAUGAUGAUAAUGAUAAAUUGUACGGUACUUUAGAAUUUACACAUUUAUAUCUAUAUAUUUUUUUAAUUUAAUUUUGCUUUGAAAACAGAAUGCCCAUGUGUGAAUAAUACUCAAUAAAAAUUUGAAUUGUUUCAUUAA
This is a messenger RNA of Grammomys surdaster, 4116 nucleotides long. RefSeq names its product ribonuclease L (gene Rnasel). The transcript is spliced from 8 exons. The coding region runs from base 354 to 2567 and encodes 737 amino acids. The record is from RefSeq and is a predicted model, not a curated record. Gene Ontology annotation, biological process: defense response to virus; negative regulation of viral genome replication; protein phosphorylation. Gene Ontology annotation, molecular function: ATP binding; protein kinase activity; RNA binding. NCBI's taxonomy places the organism in Eukaryota, Metazoa, Chordata, Mammalia, Rodentia, Muridae.